Gryllus bimaculatus (two-spotted cricket) is the source of this 11200-nucleotide messenger RNA. NCBI's taxonomy places the organism in Eukaryota, Metazoa, Arthropoda, Insecta, Orthoptera, Gryllidae. The record is from the annotation of a GenBank genome assembly.
AUGGCAUUGUUGAAGGAAGUGCCUGAUGGGGCAGAACUGGUGGAGAUAACGGAGAUUAUUCACGCCAGUGCAUUUUGGGUAAUUGCAAGUGGAUCAAUGUCAGAAACAAGCAGUGAGGAAUGGAGCAAGCCUCGAGCCCAGUUGGAGAUGCUAGAAAUGUUCUUGGCAAGUGCCAAGCUCACAACUAUAGUAGCUGUGAAUCAUCCACAGACUGGGAAGUGGCAUCGUGGCUGUGUGCAGGCUGUAAAAGAUGCUAACAAGUGCCUUUAUUAUGUGUUCCUAAUUGAUCAUGGACACACUGUGGAAGUGUCUGCUUCAGCCCUCAGGGACAUUGAUGAGUAUUACAAGAAGCAAGAACCACUGGCCAAUCAAAUAUUGCUCUUUGGCAUUGUGCCUGGCAAACGUACAUUACGCCAACCUCAUGGUGAAAGACUUAUAGAAGCAGUGGAUUGGUCUGCUGAAGCAAUUGCCUUCGUCAAGAACCAGAUUGCCAAGAGUUCAAUGGGGUAUUUCUGCCAGAAAGGGAAGCACAACAACCCAAACACACUGUUUGGAGAUCUCUAUUUAGUGGCAGAUGGAGGAUUUCUGGAUUUAGGACUCCUGCUGUGUUUGCAAAAAUUUGCUAUCUCUAGUCUGCAUUUGUUUCUAGGAAAGUAUGCUAGAGAUUUAAAAGCAGUCUCCAAAAAUAAAUUCAUGUCAUCAUCAACUACACCUGUGGUGCCUUCCAGAACUUCUCAAUCUAGUUACCAGUAUACUGAAGAUAAUGUUUUGGAUGAGCCAGUAAAACCGGAAAAACACAAACGACAGGAUAAUCAAAAUGAACUUGUGUUGAAGCAAUCUGAUUCUAUGCAAGGAUCAAUGAGAAGAGAAUUGAACACGGUAGAAAGAUAUCCCAACAAAGUUUCAAAUGUGAAUGAAUCAUUGCAAGAAUCUGUAAACUUUUCAGAAAUGAAUUUCAAAACUAAAUCUUCAGCGAAAUUCCAGUUUUCUGAUGAACAUCGAGAAGUUAUAAAUUCUGAGUCUGUGCUUGAAAAUAUUUCUUAUACAGGAGCUCAGAACAGAGAUAAAAGACAGUCAUUUCCCCUAAGAAAGAAUUUUGACACCAAAUAUCAAAAUAAGUUUGUCAGGCCUGAUAUACAAAAUACAUUUUCUGAUUCUCUUAAGUGGACUGAUGAUGAAGGAAAUGCAACCUGUACGACAUUGAAUUCAGAGAAAGUUCAAAGAGAAACCAUUCCUACAAAAAAGAGUGAAUCUUCUGAUAUCAAUGUCUGUGAUACUCAUAUCAGAACGUCAGAACGAUCUGUAAAAUUUUUGGGGCGAGAUAUAGAGAGAAAACCUGACUUGUCUAGGAAUUUGAGAAAAGAACUCAGCCCAAAGAAAACUGAAAAAGCAGCAAUUGAUGAAGGUACAGUGCCAACCUCAGUAGGACAGGCUCAUAAACGAGAAAUACUUUCUUCCAAACAUAAUGUGAUAUGGGAUAUGACUGCAUCAGAUGAAGGUUCAGUUUUUGAAAAGUUUACAAAUAGAGGUGCAAGAAAAUCUCUAUCUCCACAAAGAAUGGAUCUGAAAAGAAUUGAAUCCACAGACACUGAUGCAAGACAGAACACAUCCAAGGGACACUGGAAAAAAGAGACUAGGGUGUGUGAAGCAAGUGGUUCAACUGCACCUUAUAAAGGUUCUAUCAAGUUUACGAACAGAAGUUCAGUAAAGUCUGUGUCCCCUCAAAGAAUCCACGAGGAUAAUACUACAGAUACUGAUGCAAGGUAUUAUACAUCUGGGGAACAUUGGAAAAAAGAGAAUAGGGUAUGUGAAGUUGGUAAUACUGUUGCAUCAGAAGAAGAUUCCAUUUCUGUUAAGUUUACUAACAGGGGUGAAAGAAAGUCUGUGUCUCCCCUACAAAAAAAUGACUUGAAUAGAUUUCAAUCCACGAAUAUUGAUACAAGACGGGACACAUUUGUUGGACUUCAGAAAAGAGAUAAUAGAAGAGUUGAAGCAAGAGGUUAUGCUGCAUCUCAUAAAGGAUCUAUUAAGUUUUCGAACAGAAGUGUGAGAAGAUCUGUGUCCCCACAAAGAAUGCACCCGGAUACAAUCCAAUCCACAGAUACUGAUGCAAGGCUGGACACACCUGUGAGACUUCAGGAAAGAGACAAUAGGAUAUGUGAAGCAAGUGUUUCUAAUGCACCUCAUAAAUCACUAUCACCUGAUAAAGGUUCUAUCAAGUUUACAAACAAAAGUGCGAGAAAGUCUUGGUCCCCUCAAAGAACGCACCUAGAUAGAAGUGAAUCCACAGAUACUGAUGUAAGAGGAGAUACAUCUGAGGAAUAUUGGAAAAGAGAAAGUAGGGUGUGUGAAACAAGUAGUUCUGUUGCACCUCGUAAAGGUUGUAUUAAAUUUACGAGCAGAAAUGCAAUAAAGUCUGUGUCCCCUCCAAAAAUGCAUCUGAGUAGAAUUGAAUUUGCUGAUACUGAUGCAAGUCAGGACACGUCUCAGGGACUUUGGGACAGAGAGAAUAGGGUGAAUGAAGGAGGUAGAACAGUUGCACCACCUAAAGGGUCUGUUAAAUUUAUGGACAGAGAUGCAAGGCAGUCUGUGUCCUCUCAGAGAACGGACCUGGAUGGAAUUGAAUCCAGAGAGACUGAUGCAAGGCUGAACAUGUCAGAGAGAUUUGGGGAAAGAGAUAAUAGGGUAUGUGAAGUAGGAAAUACUGCUGCAUCACAUAAAGGUUCUAUAAAGUUUAUGGGCAAAGAUACAAGAAAGUCUGAGUCGCCUGUUAAGAAUUUCAGGCAAAGAAUGGACCCGAAUACAUUUGAAUCUGCAGGUACUGAUGCAAAACUAAACAAGUGUGAGGGGCUUUGGGGAAGAGGCAAUAGGCUUUAUGAUUUUAGGAAUGUGUAUGAUAGCCCUAAAGAGACAACUAAUGAUGCAACAUGCAUCAGUGAAACACAGUUGACUACAAGAGAGAAAGCAAUGCCAGUAUUACAAUCUCAUGGACAUAAUACAACCCGGGAGCAGAGAAAUACUAGUGGAUCUCACAGUGGCAACUCAUUUGGAAGUGCAGAAAUGUUUGACAAUAAUUCUGAACAGCUUGGAGACCAGAAAACUUUUAAAGGAUCCUAUGAAGAAAAUACAAGUAAUUGUGUAUCGCAAAUUGAUCUGCCAUCCAGCAGGAAAAGUAAAAAACCAAAUCUUAUCCAUACUUUCUUCCCUGCUGGUUUCAACAUGGCGGAAGCUGACAAAGUGGUCAGUGAAAAAAUUGUCCCCAAAAGCAGUGUGAAAAGUACCAAAGCAAGCUAUGGAAAAAGUACUGGUCCUUUUUCUGCUGCAAAAGCUGAAAAUAAUUAUUCUAUGUUUAAAUCCAAAGAUAGAUUACUGGCAGACACUACUUUCAGUAUUUUUAACGAACCUAAAUUAAGAGAUUCUGAAAAUCAAACUUCACAAAUGGCUUGUGAAGACAACUGUACUAUUGUGGAAAUGCCUGAGGAAUAUGAAGGCAAAAAGCAGUGGGACAUAUAUGAGAAAGGACAUAAAAGUAUGUUUAAAAGGGAAGAGACUGAAUCUAUGUUUUUUUCUACUCCGUCUGAAACGUCCCAUAAAGAUCAUGUUGCUCUUAAAAAAUCAGAAGUACCAGGUAUUGCACCUUUUUGUGAUUCUUUUAAAGCUUGUAGAAAAGAAGAAACCUUGAUCAAAUCAUGUUUGAAUGGCAGACAAAAGCAAUCUGUUUACCAUACAGAAACUAAGACAGUACAACAUGAUGUGACUCUUAAUUUACAAAAAUCUAAUUUACAUGAUCGUUUGUCUUCCAAAUUUACUGUGAAGGAAGAGGUGGCAGAUUCGAAGACACAAAUGAAAGCUAUGUGUAGUGAAACUGGGACCAAUGAAAGUAGGUAUAAAAAAGAUUCAUCCCAAAAAAUAGAAGUUAGAAAAGGCUUGAUACCUUCAUCACCAGAGAAGCAGCUGUUUACCACCAUAAAAGAAACAGAACACAAACAUAUGUCAGACAGGGAAGAAGAGACAGAAUUUAUGCUAUGUUCCUCAACAUCUGAAAUCCCACAUACAAAUCAGGUGGACCUUAAAAAAGCUGAUGAUCCAGCUGUUGCACCUCUUUGUAAUUCAUUUAAAGCUGGUAAAUAUGUUGAAAUCAAAUCGUGCAUGAAUGAGGAACAAAAGCAAUCUGUUCAAUAUACAGAAACUCAGACUAUUCAAACUGAUGUUACUCCAAAUUUAAAAAUAUCUAAUUCACAUAAUAAUAUGUUUUCCAAGUUACUUGUGGAGGAGGUAGCAGAAUGCAGACAAGUGAAAUUUGGGUAUGAUAAAACUGAGUCCUGUGAAAGCGAGUAUAAAAAAGAUUUAUCCCCACAAAUGUCAGAUAGGAAAAGCUCAUCACCUUUGUCACCAGAACAGCAGCUGUUUGCAGCUGUAAAUGCUGUGAAGGAAUGCAUUGCUGUCACUGGAAUUUCUGACAUUAAUCAAAGUGAUUGUGUAACACUGUUAGAUCAGCUUCUUUUAAAACUUAAAAAUGUAUCAAGAACUGAAUCAACUGAAAACAGGGAAGUGAAAGCUUCACAUCUUAGAAACACAAAUGCAGUUGAUAUUAGUACAGUAAAACAUUUAAAAGUUAAAGUAUUGGAUGCUAUACUCAGUGCUACCUCAGAAGACACUCAUACUGAUAACUCUCUGGGCAUGGCAGAAAGCUCUUCAAAUGUGUGUACAAAAUUGAUUGAUUCUUUACCCCCUGACAAGAAUCGUGCAGCAUCCCAUGACCUAAAUGAUUUCACAUUCCAUACACCCAAUGAAAGGGCCCUACAUAUUCCUGAGCUGGCCAAACCUGCCCAAGUUGAGGCAGCCAAACCUGCUCUGAUAGAACCAUCCAAACGUGCAACUCUAGUGCUGGAAAAACCUGCCCCUGUAGAACUGGCAAAGCCAGGACCAAUUGAUCUAGCCAAACCUGCGCCGUUUGAGCCGGCCAAACCUGCGCCGUUUGAGCCGGCCAGACCUGCUCCGUUUGAGCCGGCCAGACCUGCGCCGUUUGAGCCGGCCAAACCUGCGCCGUUUGAGCCGGCCAAACCUGCUCCGUUUGAGCCGGCCAGACCUGCGCCGUUUGAGCCGGCCAAACCUGCGCCGUUUGAAUCGGCCAAACCUGCACCGUUUGAGCCGGCCAAACCUGCCCCUGUUGAUUUGGCCAAACCCACACCGAUUGACCAGAGUGUGCCUGACCCAGCCCAACCUGCACCAGUUGAGUUGGCCAAACCUGAACUGGUUGAUACUGUUGACCCUUUACCGGUUGACAAGGCAUUACCUGCACUGGCUGACUCGGCUGAACCUGAACUGUCCGAACUUGUGCCAGUUGAUUUGACCAAACCUGGGCCACUUGAUUUGGCGAAACCUGCUCCGGUUGACUUGGCCAUACCUGUGCCGGUUGAUUCGGACAAACCUGCAUCAGUUGACCUGAGCAUACCUGACCUAGCUGAUCCUGCGCCAGGUGAUUUGGCCAAACUUGCAUUGGUUAACCCGAGCGUACCUGAUCCAUCUGAACUUGGACUGGUUGAUCCAGCCGCACCUGUACUGGUUGAUCCAGCCGCACCUGUACCGGUUGAUCCAGCCGCACCUGCACUAGUUGACUCAGCCAAAUUUGCGCCGGUUGAUUUGACCAAACCUGCACCAGUUGAUUUGGCCCAACCUACAUUGGCUGACUUCUCCAUACCUGUGCCAUUUGACCUGGCCAAAUUUGCCCCAGUUGAUUUGGGAAAACCUGCACCGGUUUACCUGAGCAUAGCUGACCCAACUGUACCUGCACGGGUUGAUUCGAGCCUAUCUGACCCUGCUGAACCUGCCCUAGUUGGCGUGGACGAACCUGCACCAGUUGGCUUGGUGGAACCUGCACCAGUUGGCUUGAUGGAACCUGCACCAGUUGGCUUGGUGGAACCUGCACCAGUUGGCUUGGUGGAACCUGCACCAGUUGGCCUGGUGGAACCUGCACCAGUUGGCCUGGUGGAACCUGCACCAGUUGGCCUGGUGGAACCUGCACCAGUGGGCCUGGUCGAACCUGCACCAGUGGACCUGGUCGAACCUGCACCAGUGGACCUGGUCGAACCUGCACCAGUGGACUUGGUCGAACCUGCACCAGUGGACCUGGUCGAACCUGCACCAGUGGACCUGAGCUUACAUGACCCAACUGAACCUGCACCGGUUGACCUGGUCGAACCUGCACCAAUUGAUUUGGCAAAACCUGAUUCAGUCAAACCUGCAGCGGUUGCCUCGGCCGAACCUCCACAGGUUGCCCUGGCUGAAAUUGCACCGGUUGAUCCUGCUGAACUUGCACCAGUUGAAACAACUGAACACACAACUGUUAAGUCCGCCAAAGCUGAAUAUCCAGGGUCAGUCAAAUAUAUAUCCAUCAAGAGUGCCAAACAAGUUGAGCUUGUCAAUUUUACACAUGAGCAUGUGAAACAUGCAUCUAUUAAGACUGUCAAAGUUGCACCUACUGAACUGACAAAAUCUCUACCUACAAAGCAUUCCCAGUUACCUCAAUGUGAACUUGACCAAUCUCAGUUUGAUGAGUUGGCUGGUCCUCCACUGGUCAAACUUAUCAAAUCAGCUCCUGCUGAUUCUGCUGUGUUCUCUCCUAGGGAACUUGCAGGAUCUUCACCUUGCAACCAUGAGACCCCACUAAUGAAUCUUAUAAAAAAUGCACACAAUGAUCUAGUGAACUCUUCAAAGUCAGUCCCAGAACCACAAGACCACUUGGCUUUUCAACAACCAGGCUUUGUAGAAUGUUCAAAAGCUAAGAAUUUAAUGAAAUCUAGCACUCCUGUAAAAGAUCAGGCCACUUCCUCGACAACCACAGAAAGAGCUGAUAAAAAAUCACUUACUUCCACUCCACAACAAAGAAAUAUGAGUGUGGAACCUGAUCCUUGCCCAAGCUAUGUUCGCAGUCCAGGAAGAAAGAUCAUGGACCAGUUGCAACUUUCAGUUGUUUUGUUGCACGGAGCUCCAAAAGACUUUAGGUAUUUGAACCUUGUCACUGAUGCCAUUCUUCGGAGAGAUGUCCAUGAGGUCUUGAAGACUAUGCUGUACCGUUUAAUGCGAAUCCAGAAGUAUGCUUGGCCACUUAUUCAGCAAGGUCACAGCUGUGUUCUUGUAGGACCUCCUAUGUCAGGCAAAACAUUGGGAUAUGCUGUCCCUCUCUUGGAUCAAGUGAUGCAGAAAGUGCAAGCCAAUGAGAUACCAAAGGGCAACGGACCUGUGAUGUUGGUGCUUUGUUCUGGUUCUAAAUGUUGUAAUGAGAUAUUUGAAAUAUGUUAUCAGUUUGUGAGGAAAUGUGUUAAAGAAAUUAAAAUGUUAGUAGCUUAUGGAGGAGGAGCAGAAAAAAUUGAAUUUAGUCUCAUCAAUGGAUGUCACAUUUUAAUAACAACACCCCGUUGCUUCAAGAGGCUACUUCAGCUUGGGAGUGUUGUGGUAAAUUUUGCUCGCUUGAGAUACUUAGUUUUGGAUCAAGCAGACGUAUUAACACUGAGAUUUUUACCAGAGGUUGACUUUAUCUCCAAAAGAGUGGAACGAGACAUGAAACCCCAGGAGAGAAAGCUACUGCAAGUGGUAGCUGUUGCAGAGAAAUGGUGCCCAGGUCUUGAGUUCAUAGUGAAAGGGUUGCCCAGUCCAGUGGUGUGCAUCGGAGCCUUCUUGGAAGCCAUUGUUUAUGCACAUCUAAAACCUCAGGUGCAUUUUGUGACACAGUGCAAUAGGAUUUCGAUAGUACAGGAGGUGAUUAAAGGGGCAGCGAAAGAUCACCGAACUUUGAUCGUAUGUAAAGAGGUGGAAGAAGUAGUGGCCUUGUAUGAGGCUCUGCGAACAACUGUCGACCCCAAACAUCUGAUAAUGGCUCAUCAUAAUUUGGAUUCUAUUGACAUCAACGAAUUAUAUGUCAAAUGGAGCUGUAUGAUGCAACCAGUGCUAGUGUGCUCAGAUGUAAUCGUUCAAGAAAUGAGUAUCCAAGGUGCUACUCAGUUGAUUCACUUCAGCCUGACGAGUGUGUCUAAAAGAGAGUUUGCGUACCGCUGCUCUACUCUGAUUGAUCGAUUACCAUCAAUGUUUGAGUGUGAGGAAGACAAAGGCAGCAAGAUGCAAUCACAGAUGCACAUUUUUAUUGCGGACAAUGACAGUGAACCACUGCCAACACUGGUUCGCUUCUUGAAGAGGGUUGGUGUUACAGUAGACCCUGACCUGCAAAAAAGAGCCAAUAUUGCAGAAGUUCAAAAGGACCUCAAGAAGGACUGGGUUCCUCUAUGCACGAACACAAAAGCGUUUGGGGAUUGCUGGAAUAAAUCAAACUGCCCCUUUCGGCAUGUCAUAUCAAGUGCAGAUAAGCCUCGAAAUAUUCCUACGUCUGGGAAUGUAAAAGUGACAGUGCUUCAUGUCCAUGAUGCUUGUAACUAUUCUGCUCGUGUGUAUGAACACACCAAUGCAAAUGGCCAAGUGGAGGUGGUACCCAAUCUUGUAACAAGUAUCACCAGGAAAAUGCACUCCUAUUUUAAGGAUGAUGCUCACAGGCAAGUGGAUUUUUUAUUUGCUGAAAGAGUGAGAGGAGUUUAUCAUCGAGUAGAAGUUCUUGCCAUAUUUAAAACAGAUAGACAUGACAAUCCCACAGAAAUACUAGUGCGUUAUAUAGAUGAUGGUUGUCGUGAAUUAAUUAAGGCUGAGAGGCUGUUUGAACUGCCCCCAGAGUUAAUAGAGAUUCCACCUCAGUGUGUGGACAUAUUUGUGUGUAGACUUGCUCCGUGUGAUCUUGAUUGGAGUUGGGGACCUGUCACUAUUGACAAAGUGGCAGAGAUAUUAAGAGAAACAGUACAGAAAGAUCGAUUUUUAAUUGGAAAGAUCAAACUGAGUCUUCGUCAUACACUUUGGUUAGAUCCUCUAGAGUGUUAUGAGCACUUGGUCACAUUAAAGACCAACACCAUCAUAUUCUCAUUACGUCGGAAACUGUUAGAGGCUCAGCUAGCUGUGGAAAGCCCUCAACAUCUGGAGCUGCUUAGUCAAGCUUGUGUAAGGGCUGGGAUAGAAGUUCCUCAGUACGCUCCAUCUAAUACAUCAUUGCACAUUGAAAAAUCUGAAAAGUUUGAUGUUUGCUGGGCUCAUCUACCUGCUGAUGAAUUUACACUUGUUUAUUUCGUUGUUGGUGAUCAUCCAGGCAGAUUCUAUGUUCGGCAAGAAAAAUUUGAAGAUCUGGUACAUAAGAUGGAUAAAAAACUCACCAAACUUGCCAAAGAGAGGGAUUCAAACAGCAGAACACUCUUUGCAGGCGAUUAUUGCAUUGGAAGAUUUCCAGAAGAUAAGAGAUGGUACAGAGCCCAUGUUGAAAAUUCACAAAAUGAUACUUUGGAUCUCUUCUUUGUGGACCAUGGUGAUAGAGCCACUGUGUCCAGAAGUGAAGCUGUACCUUUACCUAAGGAUUUGAUUACGCAGUUACCAUUUCAGGUAUUGGACAAGAUUAAACCUGCAGACUGUACUGGUGGCUACAAGUACCAUGUAGCUCUGAUUGAAGUGACACCACAUGGCCAAGCAUUACUUAACAACAGCCUUGUAGCCUGGGGCCUGGCUUCACAGAGCGAGGAGCAGAAAUUGUUGCUACAGGGACUUGACUUUAGCCAUUUGACAUCCCCUUUGGAACGUAACUGUUCUAGUGAGUCAGAAGAUGAUGAAAUGGAGGAGGAUGAAGAAAAGUCAUUUAAAUCAUUGAAUGAGACAGAAGUAAUUUUUGAAGAUACCUUUGAUUGUGAACAAUCAGAAUGUAGUAAUAUUCAGUGUAGUGAGGUUAACUCCUCUUCUCUGGCAUAUUCCCUUGAAAGCACUGCCUCCAGCACUGAAGCACGCUUGGAAAACACAUUUGCCAGCUUUGAUUUCAGUGCAAUCACAGAGGAUGAAAUUAAGGAGUUCUUUGUGAAAUCUAUGGAAGAUUAUAAUACAACAAGCAAAGCUGCAACCUCAAAUGCCCCAAGUACAAUGGUUGUUAAAGAUCAGGAAAAGCUUGAGGAAGAUAGUUCAUCUCGUAACUGUGCAACAUUGGACGAGUCUAAAAAAGAAGAGGAUUCUACCUGCAAUCAAGAAAAUCCAAUGACAUCUUCACAAAAGUGCAAUCCUUCUUGCAGUUUAAGUGUUGAAAAUGAAGAAUGUGAUUCAAAUUCUGCAUUGGAAGAUGACUGCAUCAUGCCACAUUUGGUUCGAAUCACAAGAACACCUCUUGUUUAUUGGCGCCAGGAUGCAUAUUUUGUGUGGCUGAUGGUAGAUCUCCCAGGGGUGGAUAAUUACUACUUGAGAUGGGAUGAGGAUAAUGUACAUUUCUGGACUGUUGUGAAAGAUAAUGUUUAUUCGUUUGAUUUACAUUUAUUCGGGCCCAUUGUCCCCACUUCAUUGACACAUUCUGGGGGACUUUUUGUUCGUAUCAAGAUGCAGAAAGUGUUGAUUGCUCUGUUUCAUAUUCUCUGCCUAGGAAUGGAUUGGCUUCGUCUUGUUGUUAGUUCAGAGAAGCUGCUGUGGGUGAAGAGACAUUAUGAUGCAGAAAAUAGUAGUGACAUGGAAGAACUCAGAUUGACAGAGCAACUGAGAAUCAUAAAAGAAAUGGAAAAGAAGAAAGAAGAUCGAAUUGAAAAGGGAGGUCUUCUGCCUGCCGACGAGACUACAUAUGAAGCUGAUGACAGUGACAGUGACUCCAGCUCUUCAGAUCUCUUCCUGGCUGAUGAACAGUACGAUCCUUAUGACCCUUUGAACUGAAAAGAUCAGCCUGUGAUUUUUUUUGUUUUCAUUACAUAAAUAAUACUCGAAGGCUGAAGAUGUGUAAAAACUUGAAUUCCUCCCUUCUGUCUGAAAACUCAGAUUUCUUGAUGUCUUUGUAGGUUUUUGUAAGACAUCCAUUCUGAACAAUAACUACAAAAUUCCAUCCAAAGUGUAAAGAGCAAUCAGUGCUGAAAGCAGUAAGUGUCUUUUAAUGGUGUAGAAGGGCAUGCCUACCCAUUUUGCUUGGGGGCAAAAGAAUCUCUUCAGAUAAAACAUUCAUUCCUAAUGACUGUUUCCUUUUUGUGUUUUGGUUUUUUACAUAGAAGAACUAUUAUAAAUAUAAUUCUCGAUUUAUUGAUUUAACUUUUUUUGAAGAAUGCUUCACAGUUUUGUUAAAAUUCAACAUGUACCUGAAUAAAUACAUCUUAAUUGUAUA